Molecule: messenger RNA, 1044 nt
Organism: Melampsora larici-populina 98AG31
Lineage: Eukaryota; Fungi; Basidiomycota; Pucciniomycetes; Pucciniales; Melampsoraceae
Exons: 4
Coding region: 1-1044 (347 amino acids)
Source: RefSeq, a predicted model, not a curated record
AUGAGUGACCCAUCUUACUGUAGCAACUCUGAAGGAGAUCAAUAUUCACAUAUCAGUGACUCUGAGCCUGAAAUUUAUGAAAAAGAUGUAUACGAAGACGAAGAAGAUGAACAAGUUGUAUACGAAGACAAAGACGAAGAAGAUGAACAAGAUGUAUACAAAGAUGAAGAAGAUGAAGAAGUUGAAGAAGUUGAAUUCAAAGAUGAAAAACCUUAUCUUGCUUCGAAAAAUCUUGUUACUUCUCCUCCGUUACAGUCUCAGGGAAACAAAUCAUCCAAUUCUACAAAUUCGACCAAGGGAAAACCUCCUCUUACUUCUCCGCCAUUACAGUCUCAGGGAAAGAAAUCCUCCAUUUCUACCAAUUCGACGAAGGGUCAGAAGGUGGCUAUCAAAGUUAAGAAAACCUUCAGGCUACCCUUGGACCGUCCAUCUUUCGAAACAUUCAUAGAUGACAACACUACCCUUGACGACGAAGGUUAUCCAUUAUUCCCAAAUGGAAACACUGUCUUUCUUCGACUAUCAGCCGAGCAAAAGUUCACCAACUGGGGGACUUUUGGAUUCACUUAUACAUCGUCUGGUGGCAAAAGCAAAGGCCCAGGUGACUGGCGAACAGUCAGAUAUAGCUGUCUAGGGGUCAUAGUCUGCAAGAGUCUUGGUUGCGAUUAUCUUGGAUCACCGCCAACAGCAGCCCCCAAGAGAGCAGAAUGGAUGAGCAACGGCUGGGGCAUCAUACGCCACUCUGGGAUCCAUAACCAUCGAUGGCCUCGACGUGGCAAGCCGGACAAGUUGUCUUUGGCCAAGUUUGCCAAACGGGUAGUUGAAAACCCUGAUGUGGGACCAUUACGACACAAGGUCGGACGAGCUCCUGCCGGCAAGAAGGAAAUUGUUACCGCUAGCAACAUCCAUGCAGGUUUUGGCAACCUACAUCGGACUGGUUACUAUCGACGUAAGCUCCUUGGGGAAGCAGGUGUUAUCCCCGAAAAGAGUGUUCCAGGAGCGGCAGACAACUUCAUUAUGGACAUGUAUCACUGGUCUGACGUGUGA